AUGUCUUCCUCGGAGGGUGUGUUUGAGUUGGGGAUGGAGUUCUCAGAGGCCAACAAUGUUCUUCUCAUGUCACUGAUGGAAGAAACGCAGGAAGAAGAGUACAAUGGCGAUGACAGACUUGUGAGCAUGAUUCAGUCAUUGGAGGCAGAGAUCAGUGACACUGAAAUGAGUCAAAUCUAUGAGAUUGGACACGUGGAUGAUCAUGGUUGCUCCACGUCAGACAGUGACCCUGAUCAUUGGGUUGACAUGGAACUGAUCUCUUCUUUGCCCUUUGAUGACAUCGAUGCAUGGAUCCCUUGUGGAGAUGAGAUGAUGGAGCAUGCAACAAUGGAAUAUGAAGCUCCAAAUCACAUCAAUGAGUUUCAGAUGAGUUUUGGAGCUUUCUUGGAACAACAAUAUAGAGAGAUCAGUUAUUUGGCAUAA
Molecule: messenger RNA, 423 nt
Organism: Sphenostylis stenocarpa
Lineage: Eukaryota; Viridiplantae; Streptophyta; Magnoliopsida; Fabales; Fabaceae
Source: the annotation of a GenBank genome assembly